This is a messenger RNA of Podarcis muralis (Common wall lizard), 19144 nucleotides long. The record is from RefSeq and is a predicted model, not a curated record. NCBI's taxonomy places the organism in Eukaryota, Metazoa, Chordata, Lepidosauria, Squamata, Lacertidae.
GCUGGGUGAGGACUGGCGGCGGAUCUUCUUCUCCCCAAGGCAAAGGAGGGAGCCGAGGCGAUGGGCGAAGCGCAGACCGCCUAGUAGGAUUGAUCCUCCUUCAACCAGGCCUUGCUGAUGAUGAAUGGAACAGCCAAUGUGAACGCAGCCGGACGAAGCCAUUAUGCCUCCUCUAUACCUGUUCCCAGAGCUGCAUCCCACAGCAAGAUACACACCCUGGCAGCAUCGCCCAAACUGCCCCCAAGGCAGAACAGUGUGGGAGCUGUUCCCUCGCAGAGGGCAUCAUCACCCAGGACAGGGAAGGGACUGGUUAGCUCGAGCAGUGGAGUGCCAAAAGGAUCCAAGCAAAAGCUGGUCCCAAAGACUCCAGCAGCUGCAAGCCCUGGGCAGGAGAAAUCGGAAGCGUCUGAGAGCCAUGGUGGGUCAGAUGGGAUAGAUUCCAGCCUCAGCCUGAGCAUGGUGUCUGGCUGCAGCAGUCCCCGGGGGAUGCAGAGGUCCAGCUCCAGGACUAUUGGGGCAACUAAGAAAGCUGCUGUUCAAGCAACCGAGAGAAGCAAGGACACCACAAAACAGGGGGAAGACAGUAGCAGUCGCGGUGCCAAGAAGGGUCUUGGGAAGCCCAGUACAAUUCCUGAACCUGCAAAAACCUCUCACCUCCCAGGAAAGAGUCCAUCCUAUCUCAGCUUGUAUAGUGAGACUUUGUUGUCCAGGUCUUCAGAGGGAUCCACCACAAAGAGGCCUCAGAGUUGUCCUGUAAAAGGUCAGUGGGCCUCAGAAGCCAAUGGGAAAGGAAGUGGAACGUCUAAGCCAGAGGAAAAACCUCAGGUGAUCUCACUGGACACAAGCAACCUCAAUAAGGGCCCUGUGCUGCACACUGGGCCUAUCAGUUUUUCCUCUGUGCCUCAACACAACCAUCCCAUCAUGGCCACGGUAGCCCCGUUCCAUUAUCGGCGACAGGGUGAGAAAGAGAGGAGCAGCUCAUCUAAAGAGGAGUCUGCAUGUGAAGAGCAGCAGCCCAACCUUACUGAAGGGCCUGAACAUGGAUUGAGAAGCAUGGAGGCUGGGCUUUUAAAUGGUUUCCUCGCGGCGGGCGGGAAGAAGAUGCUUGGCAGCGGCGGCGGCGGCGGCAACAGCAACGACGUCAGGAGGCUGCAGCGCGACGCGGAGCUGAGCGGCGACGAAGGGCCCGAGGAGGCGCUGAGGGGCUACAAGAAGCAGGCGUCGUCGUCGGGCGACGGCAGCAACAAGGCCAUGAUGCAGAAGCGCGGCAGCGCCAAGGGCCCCGGCGGCGUGGCGGCGCCCAAGGCGCCGGCCGAGCUGAAGGUCUUCAAGGCCGGCAGCGUGGAGGGCCGAGGGCCGCUGGCCUCGAACCUGCGCAAGCAGAAGUCGCUCACCAACCUGUCCUUCCUGACGGACAGCGAGAAGAAGAUGCAGCUGUACGAGCCCAAGUGGAGCGACGACAUGGCCAAGGCGGCCAAGGGCUUCGGCGGCCGGAGCCUCAAAGGCGGCAAGGAGGCGCCGCCGCUCAUGUCCAAGAACCUCUCGCGCUCCGAGCACUCGCUCUUCCAGGCCAAGCUGGCGCCCCCGGCCGCCGGCAACAAGCCUCCGCCGCCGCUGGCGCCGCUGCCCUCCAACCUGGGCAAGCCCAGCCGCAUCCCGCGAGGGCCCUACGCCGAGGUCAAGCCCCUCAGCAAGGCGCCCGAGGCCGGCAGCGGCAGCGACGACCUCAAGUCGGACGACGAGAUCCUCUCCAGCAAAGGCAAGGCGGCGCAGCAACAGAAGCAGCAGCAGCAAGCGGCCACCCAGCCGGCCGGGAAAGGGGCGCCGGCGGAGGAGAAGGCUUUCCUGAAGGUGGAUCCCGAGCUGGUGGUCACCGUGCUGGGCGAUCUGGAGCAGCUGCUCUUCAGCCAGAUGCUCGAUCCUGAAUCCCAGAGAAAGAGGACAGUACAGAAUGUGCUUGACUUGCGGCAGAACCUGGAGGAGACCAUGUCCAGCUUGAGGGGCUCCCAAGUAACUCACAGCUCGCUGGAGAUGACAUGUUAUGACAGCGACGAAGCCAACCCCCGCAGCGUGUCCAGCCUGUCCAACCGCUCCUCUCCCCUCUCUUGGCGCUAUGGUCAGUCCAGCCCCCGCCUACAGGCUGGAGAUGCCCCUUCAGUGGGUGGGGGAUGCCGCUCGGAAGGCACUCCCAGCUGGUACAUGCACGGGGAGCGAGCUCAUUAUUCCCACACCAUGCCCAUGCGCAGCCCCAGCAAGCUCAGCCACAUUUCCCGCCUGGAGCUUGUGGAGUCGCUUGAUGCUGAUGACGUCGAUCUCAAAUCUGGGUACAUGAGUGACAGUGACUUAAUGGGCAAGACCAUGACUGAGGAUGAUGAUAUCACCACAGGCUGGGAUGAGAGUAGCUCCAUCAGCAGCGGCCUCAGCGAUGCCUCUGACAAUCUCAGCUCAGAAGAGUUCAAUGCCAGCUCCUCGCUCAAUUCCCUGCCUUCCACCCCCACGGCUUCUCGCAGGAACUCCGCCAUAGCGCUGCGCACGGACUCUGAGAAGCGCUCACUGGCAGAGAGUGGGCUGAACUGGUACGGAGAGCCAGAAGAGAAGGCUCAGAAGAAGAUGGACUAUGACAGCGGGAGCCUGAAAAUGGAGCACAGCUCUUCCAAAUGGCGACGGGAGCGCUCGGAAAGCUGUGACGAGGCUCCUGCCAAAGGCGGAGAUCUGAAAAAGCCAGUCAGUUUGGGCCCACCGGGCUCCUUGAAGAAGGGCAAAACUCCUCCUGUGGCAGUGACCUCUCCCAUCACCCACACAGCCCAGACCCUCAAAGUGGCAGGUAAACCUGAAGCAAAAGCAACAGACAAGAACAAGCUUUCAGUGAAGAACGCCAGCCUGCAGCGCUCAUCGUCUGAUGCUGGCCGAGAUCGGAUUUCAGAUGCCAAGAAGCCCCCUUCUGGGCUGACCCGGACCACAACUUCCGGCUCUUUUGGCUACAAGAAGCCACCUCCUGCAACUGGCACUGCCACGGUGAUGCAAGCUGGUGGCUCGGCCACCCUUGGUAAGAUCCAGAAGACUUCUAGCAUCCCAGUCAAGCCAGUCAAUGGAAGGAAAACCAGCUUGGAUGUCUCUAAUGCUGGGGAGCCUGGCUUCAUGGCCCCAGGGGCCCGUACCAACAUCCAGUACCGGAGCCUGCCACGCCCAGCCAAAUCUAGUUCCAUGAGCGUGACUGGUGGACGCAGUGGGCCACGGCCAGUGAGCAGCAGCAUUGACCCCAGCCUGCUCAGCACAAAAGGAAGCAUCAGCGUCUCACGGCUGAAAGAGCCCUCUAAGAUUGGCACAGGCCGGAGCACGCCAGUGCCAGUGAAUCAGACGGACAGGGAGAAGGAGAAAGCCAAAGCGAAAGCUGUGGCCCUGGACUCUGACUGCGUCUCACUCAAGAGUAUCGGCUCCCCUGAAAGCACCCCGAAGGCUCAAGGUGGGCACCAGACUUCUGCUAAAGUGGCUGAGUUGCCACCAACUCCACUCAGGUCAGCUGCCAAAAGCUACGUGAAAGCUCCUUCUCUGGCCAACCUGGACAAGGUGAACUCCAACAGUCUGGACCUCCCUCCCUCCAGCGAACACCAGAUGCACGGUGGCAAACUGCACGAGUCCCAUCCAGCUGCAGCAAACGUGGGCCCCCACCUCACGUCGUGCUUCACGCCAAGCCCUGCUCCGGUCCUUAACAUAAACUCUGCUAGCUUCUCCCAGGGCCUGGAGCUCAUGGGAGGCUUCAGCAUCCCCAAGGAAUCCCGCAUGUACCCCAAGCUCUCAGGGUUGCACAGGAGCAUGGAGUCCUUGCAGAUGCCUAUGAGCCUGCACAGCCCCUUCUCUGCAGGCAAUACAACUGCUCCCACCACUGCUCCCACCCCUCCCGUUGUGGCUGCUGAGGAGGAACCCAGUGAGAUGUCCUGGACGGGGAGCCCCAGGAUCACACACCUGGACAGCUCUAACCGUGAUCGGAAUACAUUGCCCAAGAAGGGACUAAGGUAUCAAAUCCAGUCCCAGGAAGAGGCCAAGGAGAGGCGGCACUCCCACACGAUUGGAGGAUUGCAGGAAUCAGAUGACCAGUCUGAGCUGCCUUCCCCUCCUGCUCUCUCCAUGCCAUUGGUUGGAAAGGCACCACUCACUAAUAUUGUGACCCCCACGGCAGCCAACACCCCGAGGAUCACCCGCUCCAACAGCAUCCCCACCCACGACUCCACCUUCGAGCUGUACAAUGCGUCCCCCAUGGGCAGCACCCUCUCCCUGGCAGACCGGCCCAAGGGCAUGAUCCGUUCGGGCUCCUUUCGCGACCCUGUGGAUGAUGGUGAGAGUCCUGCACCCAGCCAGGAGGACAAGAGUCUCCUCCACAGUAAUAAUGUUCACGGAUCUGUGCUGUCCCUGGCGUCAAGUGCUUCCUCCACUUACUCCUCAGCUGAGGAGAGGAUGCAGUCUGAGCAAAUCCGCAAACUGCGCCGUGAGUUGGAGUCAUCCCAGGAGAAAGUGGCCACGUUGACAUCCCAGCUUUCGGCCAACGCGAACUUAGUAGCAGCCUUUGAGCAGAGCCUCGUGAACAUGACUUCCCGUCUCCGACAUCUUGCAGAGACUGCGGAAGAGAAGGACACUGAGCUGGUGGACUUGAGGGAGACAAUUGAUUUCUUGAAGAAAAAGAACUCGGAAGCCCAAGCUGUUAUCCAAGGGGCCCUGAAUGGAACAGACAUUACACCCAAAGAGCUGCGUAUCAAGAGGCAGAACUCGUCGGACAGUAUAUCCAGCCUGAACAGCAUCACCAGCCAUUCUAGCAUCGGCAGUGGCAAGGAUGCAGAUGCCAAGAAGAAGAAAAAGAAGAGCUGGGUUUAUGAGUUGAGGAGCUCUUUCAACAAGGCUUUCAGCAUCAAGAAGGGCCCAAAAUCUGCCUCCUCCUAUUCCGACAUAGAGGAGAUCGCCACCCCAGAUUCUUCUGCGCCAUCGUCCCCCAAACUACAACAUGGAUCCACGGAGACAGCCUCGCCCUCCAUCAAAUCUUCCAACUCCUCUUCUGUGGGCAUUGAUAACACUGAGUUGUUCCAGGCCAAUGAAGAAGAGGAGCCUGAGAAAAAGGAGGUCUCAGAGCUGCGCUCAGAGCUGUGGGAGAAGGAAAUGAAACUGACCGACAUACGUUUGGAGGCCCUAAACUCUGCCCAUCAGCUGGACCAACUGCGCGAAACUAUGCACAACAUGCAGCUGGAAGUGGAUCUAUUGAAAGCUGAGAACGACCGGCUGAAGGUGGUCCCUGGGCCCUCGUCUGUGCCAAGCUCCAUCCCAAGUCAUCUCUUGAGCUCAUCUGCCGCCUCUUCCCCAAGGCGCUCUCUAGGGCUCCAGCUCACUCACCCUUUCAGUCCCAGUUUGACUGAUACAGAGCUUUCGCCGAUGGAUGGCAUCAGUGCUGGCACCCAGAGGGAUGAGGUGACACUACGAAUUGUAGUGCGCAUGCCACCUCAGCACAUCAUCAAAGGGGACCUGAAGCAGCAGGAAUUCUAUCUGGGCAGUAGCAAAGUGAGUGGGAAACUGGAUUGGAAAAUGCUGGAUGAAGCCGUCUGUCAGGUCUUCAAGGACUAUGUCACCAAGAUGGACCCUGCUCUCACACUGGGGCUCAGCAUUGAGUCUGUCUAUGGUUAUAGCAUCAGCCACAUCAAGCGAGUCUUGGACACAGAGCCACCAGAAAUGCCGCCUUGCCGACGGGGUGUGACCAGCAUCGCUGUGACAUUGAAAGGUUUGAAAGAGAAGUGUGUGGACAGCUUGGUGUUUGAGACCCUUAUCCCCAAGCCCAUGAUGCAGCACUACAUAAGCCUUCUGCUCAAGCACCGCCGCCUUAUCCUGUCUGGGCCAAGUGGAACUGGCAAAACCUACCUAACGAAUCGUCUGGCUGAGUAUUUGGUGGAGCGCUCAGGCCGCGAAGUCACUGAUGGCAUUGUCAACACUUUCAACAUGCACCAGCAGUCAUGCAAGGACCUACAGCUUUACCUCUCCAAUCUGGCCAAUCAGAUUGAUCGGGAAACAGGGAUAGAUGUGCCAUUGGUCAUCCUUCUUGAUGACCUCAGUGAGCCUGGCUCUAUCAGCGAGCUCGUCAAUGGAGCACUCACCUGCAAGUACCACAAAUGCCCCUAUAUCAUCGGGACAACCAACCAGCCUGUGAAGAUGACUCCAAAUCAUGGCCUUCAUCUCAGCUUCAGGAUGCUGACGUUCUCUAAUAACGUGGAGCCAGCCAAUGGCUUCCUGGUGCGCUAUCUACGCCGGAAGCUGCUUGAGUCCGACAGCGAUGUCAAUGCCAACCGGGAGGAGUUGCUGCGUGUGCUGGACUGGGUGCCCAAGCUCUGGUACCAUUUGCACACCUUCCUGGAGAAGCACAGCACCUCUGACUUCCUCAUUGGUCCCUGUUUCUUCCUGUCAUGCCCCAUUGGUAUUGAGGAUUUCCGGACCUGGUUCAUUGAUCUGUGGAACAAUUCCAUCAUCCCCUACCUUCAGGAGGGAGCAAAGGAUGGGAUCAAGGUGCAUGGGCAGAAAGCUGCCUGGGAAGAUCCUGUGGAAUGGGUGCGAGACACGUUGCCAUGGCCAUCGGCCCAACAAGACCAGUCAAAGCUCUAUCACCUUCCCCCACCCAGUGUGGGGCCCCACAGCACUGUCUCACCCCCAGAGGAGCGGAGUGGCAAGGAUACUACACCCAACUCUCUGGAAUCAGACCCCUUGAUGGCGAUGUUGCUGAAGCUCCAGGAAGCAGCCAACUAUAUUGAGUCUCCCGACCGAGAAACCCUGGACCCCAAUGUGCAGUCGACACUCUAAAGGUGACUGGAUCAGGAUGGGACGGAGACUGGAGUGAGCUGGUCUCGGCUGCCUUCGCUCCUCGUUCUUCUUUGUUUUCUUUUGUAUCUGGAACCUGUGGUUUGGAACAGAACACCACAGAUGGACGAUGGAGGAGGCCACUUGACCCUCCGCUGCAAGAUACUGCUCCCCCACCCCCCAAUGAGUAUGGUGGUAGGAGAAUGAUGAUUUUUAUUCUUAGGCUUUUUGCCUCUAUCAUAAACUCCUGGGCUUUGCAGUAUGGCUGGGUGGGUGGCGGUGGUGGGACGUUACUAAAUCCCUCGGAUCCAGGGUUCCCAGCAUCGGAGUUCCUGUAUAGGGUAAAGACUCGAGACCUUGUGGAACUGGCCACUGCAUUGUUUGCAGGGCAAUGCCAGCAGGCAGGGCAACAGACAAGUUUGUGGUUCCCUAACAUGAGGAUCUUUUUAUUAAAAAAAAAAAGUAAAGAAAAGCAAAAACCCAGAAAGGAACCUGGAAGUAUCUGAGUAGAAGAGUCGCCGCUGCAGCAAUCCAGCUGUUGCCGUAACUGUUUCCCCUCCGGAUGCUUCCCUACCACAACAAACAUAGGCAAAGGCCUAGGACUGUUAACUCUGUCUUUGUACCCUCCUUAUUUAAUCUGCAUGAUCGUCCUUUUACAUUCAGACUUCCAAUAAACUCUGCAUUGUUUUCCCCCCUUUUAUUUUAUUUUGGUUAAGCUGGGCCAUUCUGUUUGGUUUUUUUGGUUCUAGGAAUUCUGUUUCGGUUUUUAAUCACCUGGUACUAGUUUCACAGGGAGGAGCCACUUGGUUUCUUAGAGGGGUUUUUUGUUUGUUUUGUUUUGUUUUUGUUCAGUUCACCUUUUCUCUGUUCUACCACUCUGUAAAUUCCAUCACGGUGGUCCCUCCAAACUGAAAUUGGUGCUGACUGGAUGACCUCCAGUAACCAAACUCGCCUUGUGGGUCCUUGCAGCUUGCAUCAGAUGCACACAGGGUUGAAUCAGCAGCACAACCUUCUCAAAGAUGCACAACCUGCUGGAUGGGCUCCCCUUCCUGUCCCCUUCUUUUAUCAUUCCAUUCCUGAAAGCACAAGAGGCCUACCAGACUGGGACCAAAGAAAGAGCAGUGGGGCAGAGGAUGCUCUGCUGUGGUCCUCACUUGCGCAGCAAAACCAUCAAAUGCCUCCAGAGCUAAAGAUCUCUCCCAACUUUGCCCAAAUACUGACCUUUCCUCUGCUCACCUUGCAGAGAGAAAGGGAGGAGGGUGGUAGAUAACUUUCAAGAGAGUGAAAAUGUAGCACUGUUAAAUGUUCAGUCUUAGGGUGUCGCUUGCUUGAUUUCCAAACAAGGAACCAUCCACGAAGUGACCCAAAUCAAGCAAAGAUCUACUUCCACCCUGGUGCUGUCAGCUGCCUUAACCGGUACAAAGUAGUGCUCUGAUUUAGGUUAGAUCUGCUUUCCUAUACAGUUGGUGAUAGUAUACAACUGCCACACCCUUUUGCCUUUUGGUUCUAGAUUGUGACUUCCCUUAGGUGAGUUUACAUACAUUUUCUAUUGGGGGUGGGGAGUCACAAAGCCCUCUCUGAGAGCAAAGUUCACGACAUGUUUCAUGAGCUCCUCAACCUCCUUGGCCCUGAUCAACAACUAGUUUUCCUGAAGGGCCAGUUUAAAAGCAAAGUUAGCAGUGAAAAGCCAACAUAAGCAGCAGUUACCAUGUUACCAAUUCAGAUACUAGUUUUAGAAGCCUGUAGCCUGGAUAAAAUAAGGGGGGAAAUCUGAAUCUAGUUUCCAUGGCAUUUCUUUAGAGAAGGUUUAUAUUAUAUCACUUAGCCAGAAGCCAAAUAAUUGUUAGUUUCUCCAUAACACAGGUCCUGGCUUUUUCAACUCAAGUAUUGUAGGAGUUCAUUUCAUAGUGCAGCAGAAUAUAUACAGCACAAUGCAGGGAACAGGAUUUCAGCUCUCCUGAUAUAAACUAAUAGGCUUUACUCUAUGCAGUAUUCACUUCCUAACUAGUGUUUAGUUUUACUAAUAUGCUGAUCUAAUCAUCAGCUCCUCACUCUUAUGAUGCAGAAGCCACUAGGGUUUAUUUUAUGCUAAAUGAUUAAUAACAGGAUUCAUGGAUAGAUACACUGUGCCAAAUACCUCAAGGAUCGCAUCUGAAAUCACUCAAGGUCCUACUUAGUUCCAUGUGAUUCUUAGCAUUUAUUUAAUAGCAUUUUUAUCCUGCUCCUUAGCCUAAAGGGGGCUUCCAGGGCAACUUACAAAAAUCAGUACUUAGACAGUCCCUGCCCCCAGGCUUGCAACUGGAAGAGAUGUAACACACAAGGAACAGGGGGUGGGGUGGAAGAGGAAAGUAGGCAAACUCAAGCACCAGUUCUUAAAGUUACAGUUCUUUUAUAGCUACCAGCUAGGAUAGGAAAGAGUUCCGGCAGCCUGACUGAGUGAUGGCUAAAGGAUGGCCGGAGGCAGCUGGUGUCCCAGGAGAGGUGAUGGGAUAGUCUUGUUUUGCUUCUCACCCUCUGCUCUGCAGCCUAAUGGAGCUGCUGCCACUUGCAGACAUUUGAGUGAGACUUCCCAUAUUUUCAGUAUUUCCACUGCAAUCUUGAGGUCUAGAAAUUGUGCUUUCUAAAAGUGAGAAUGAAGAUUCUUAGGACUCUAGAUUAUGUGCCACGUCCUGCACUUGCUGAGUCAUUGUACAGAAUGUAUAUAAUUUUAGUCCCCCUGCCCAAUUUUUGCCAGAAUGAGGCUCCUGAAGUCAAAGCUCAUUUGUUUUCCUUGUGUAACUAUUAUGGAAUCCUGCAACAAAAUGUUGCAGUGUGGAGUUCUCAUUCCCUCUCCCUCAGUUUUUAAUUCUUCUCUCCCACAACAGUCAGCAUUUGGUGCCCACUGAGCAUCCUCAUUCCUCAGUGGACAUUUUUCCUCUCUUAAAAUAUUUUUUGUACUUCAAACAUUGGGGUUCCCUCCAUCGUAUGGGUGGAUCCCUCUAUCUCUUGCUUGAAUGGGGCCAUUUUGGCUACAUAAGAAUCCACACUAGGAGAAUGGGUUUAUCAUUCGCAUCUAGGAUGUCAUUAAUGUAUAGUCAGCCUGCAGUGAAGGUACAAGUGGCACAAGCAGCAGGUAUGCUCUGACAUGCUUGGCAAACAAGACAAAAUGCCUUUGGGCCCAGCUGUGGCUGAAUCAGGCUUGCAGGUUGUCCUGCCUCACCAGUGCUGCCUGCUCCUUGGCUCAGCAGCUGAGAGCCAAAAGCAAACAUAAGGAACCAGUGACUGCUGGAAGACUGGAGAGAAACAGACAGAGACAGAGAAUGGACUAGAAUGGUGCUUCCUCUCUCAAACUUUGCAUUUGAGUUUGUUGCACAAUUGCCAAAAAGUUUGGCCAGCACUGUAGUAAUUAAUUACAAGUAGUGACGAAAUCAAGUGCAGAACUCAAUGGAAGAUUUUGCAGCACUUUUCUUUGAGCCAAAAGAACUAAAUGACAAAUUGCUUGGCAUAAGGUAGGACUGUGUAAUAUACAAAAGCGACAUUCCUGGCUUUCUGUUUCUUCAUUGCAGACACUGUUCUUCUCACCCAACCCAAGUUUACACACAUGUGUACACACACCACACACACACACACACACACACACACACACCACCUAGCAGCUGCCUCAUACUGUGUUGUUUCAGCUGGGUUUUCAUGGCGAACAAAACAACAGGGAGUAAGUGGUGGUGUUCUCAAAUGUUGUAUGACUGCACAACAAAUUUAACAGGGGUUUUUCUGGGGUUAGUGUUAAUUGUCUCUGCCAUUAUUGCAAACAGACUUUGAUCUAGUCUCCUGACCUUUUUGAGGUCUCUCUGUCUUUUUUUCCAAGCAGAAUGUAUUUUACUGGUGUGGCCAAGGGAGUCUUCUAGGAGCUUGCCCAUUUGCUGCUAAAAUCUCUCCCCUCCCCAAUCUGAAUUGGGGACGGGAAAAGUAGCAAGGAGAAGUGGUUCGGUAUAGACAAGCAUUUAUUCUCCAGUUGUAUCUUCCUCAGUGACCUUAUGCACAAGCAGGGGAAGGUGGGGGAGCCUUAUGAGCAGUACAGAGCACUGUAUGAUCUUAUCACAAGGAUGGGUGGGUUUUCAUCAAAGGCAAAGAAGGUGCUCUCUUGGGGAAAGGCUCUUGUGCUUUUGAAUUGAAGUUGUGCUGCUGUCACACUGUGCUGAUCUGAGCAAAAAUGCAACUUGAAUGAUGAGACUGGAGUUGCCCAUGGUGCUGAAACUGCCUUAAUUGUCACAAUUUCAAGGAAGGGGAGCCCCUAGCCAUGAACUGGCGGAUCUUGCCACAGACCAAGCCUGUUGUGGCCUUCUAAACCCAGACCACAUUUAAUAUCUCCUGCCUUCAGCACAAGAAGCCCAGGGAGAGAAGGUGGAGCUCACACUUAACCACUUCUUUGCUGAGCUUGUUUCUGGUCCCAUCAGUCACAGUGCUUGCUAUUUGGAAUGCCUUUAGGGGAUCAGCUCGGUAAAUAGUAUGGCAGGCGUCUUUCAUCCCAAGACACCUAGAUGACAUGAAGAAAACCACCCUUCUGUCCCUGCCUACUUACAUACCACUACAGAUGCUUAGUCCUCAACCAAGGGAGACUUUUGUUUGUUGGGUAUAAGACUGGGCUAAGUGUUCCACUCACUUCAGAGUCAAAUGGGUCUAGCUAGCCAAAUGACUUCAGAAGAUCACAGCCAUGUUUACGUAUUAGCAGGGUCCAGGGCCAAGGCAGUCACCUCUGUUAGAAUCUAAAUUUCUCUUUGAGAGAUAGGAAAGAAGCCAGGAAAAGGACUAUUUCGUUUCCAAAUCAGGCCAGAACCGACCAAAUUUACAUUACCAAACAGAAAGGUUACUGGCUUUGCCAUCAAAGGAGGAGUCUCCAGGAUCUUGGGUUUUAGACCAGAAGCCUCUUCUAACCCCCAAAACCGAUUUGGAAGAAAAUGGCUUCUUUUCCUCUCCCUCCUCCCUUCCCAUGAGGGAUGAGAGGCAAUGGGAGAGAAGCAGUAAGAGUGAUAGCUUGGCUACUCUCAAUCCAACAGCUUCUGCCUAAUAUGAGGAGGUAGCUGAGCAGUAAGUGGCAUUCAAUCCCAGCUUCCUGCUCCCAUUGCCUUUGCUGGGGCAAGCACCCUCCUCCACUCUCUGGCAAGGGAUUUGCCCACCCCACCUCAUCUUAAAGGGAAUAGCAUUUCCCCCUUGCUCACACCUCACAGUGGUGAGCACCCAGUUUCCUGCAUCUGCAGAGCUGCAGCCUAAGUAUUGAAGCAGCCCCACUUCAUUUCCUCUCUGCAGUUGGGCAGUGGAUAUGGAAAGGCUCCCCCUCACACUUGGAUGUUCAUCCCUGCCUUUAGCAUCUUGCAGGUCCCUUCCUUACAGGCUCCCUGUUUCACACCUCUUGAGGUGGUUUGGACAUUCUCCCGUCCUAUUGCACAGGGUUAUAAAUAGACAUUCCACCACAACAGAGAUCAUGGAUUUAAAUCUACCUGGCCAUCUUCAGCACUUGGCAAAAAGUCAUUGGGAAUCCCUAAUCCAGGAAACUCAAGGAUUUCAGAUGCAUCCAGGUUUGGGUCCUCACCACAUUUGCUCUGGGCAUUCAGAUGAAAAAAAAUUACCAUGUGCACAAGGCUCUGGGUCCCAUUGUGAUCCCUAGCAGGCAUUCCAAAAGAACCUUCCUACCCAACCUUUUUGCAGAUGGCACCAAGCACAACCCAGCCAUUCAGCCUUUAUCAAUAUCAGGAGUGUGCUAUCACAUUAUGUAAAGCUUGAGAAAGAUACCAUUGUCAGCCGCAUGGCAGCUGUAAGUUAUGGGAAUUGUAUCCAGGGGUCAUGGCUUGGUGCAACUCCCACCCUCGCCCCCCGCCUUCCUUUUAAUGGCCAGCUUGCAGGGCAACUCGACCAUUCAAAUAUGUAUGUAUAAAUUUUCUCAAGGGUAGAUCCAUGUUAACCGUACUGCAAGAGAUUCCAGCCAAUUGGCCUGUGCAGAUCUAAGGUGCUUGUAUCUCUUUGUAUAACUAUAUACAUAUGUACAUACAUAUCCUGUUUAAUGUAAUUGAAACCUUGGAGCUGUCCGCUUGCUCUGGAACCCAGCAGGUGGUGUGAUGGGCUUGGACAAUGGGAGAAGGUGAAUGCUGGCUGGUUUAAGGCAAGCAAUUCUUCUGAAAAUUUCAAUUGCAUGGGAAUAGUCCUGUAUAAACAAGCUGUCACCGUCAAUUGAAUAGGUGCUAUGUAUGUCCUCAGAUUAUAUAAAUUAGUUUUUAAUCCAGGUUUAAAUUUUAUGUAGAAAAGGCACAGAGCAGCCUAGAGAAAGAACAAUAGCCUCAGCUUGAUUAGUUUAGCCAUAUAGCAGACAAUGCAACAUUCUUUAGCCUCUUUCUAAAACUUCUUUUCAGUGUUUAAAAAGUCCUUGGUGUGUCACUUCCCAAGCCGCCUUUAUUUGACUCAUCCAUACCAGGUCUUUGCAGACCUCUCCUUGCUGAAGUUCCCAUUACAAAUGUCCUUCUUGCCUAGGACUUGUGUUCUGCCAACAAUGACAGAGGAGACUUGAUCUCAAUCUCUCUCUGGAGUCCCUUUAGCAAGUUGCUAAUACUGAACUCUGCAUUAUGUAUAAUCCCAGUUUUUUCCAGGCACUUUAGUCGGAGCUAUUUCCUUUGCAUUAUUAAUCUCUGUAGUCAUACUAGAAAACUUAACUUGAAAGACAUUCACCUAAUGAACAGAAAAGGGGAGCAGGGAAAGGAGCCCCCAGAAGGAUAAAUGGGGGAUUUUGUGUAUUGAAGUACUAUUCAUAUGCAAUACUAAAUUCACAGAAAUUCUGUAAGAGCUGCAGCUGAAAUAAUUCUCAAUUCAUGAACCUCUUUCAUUUUAGUACUUAAUUGCCGAGUUUACCUUUCCCCCUAAAUAGUGGUAAUUUGUUGCUGACCAAUUGUAGUAAGGAUCAGGACCUUGGCCUGUGGGUGUCUGCCUAGAUGCUGCCACUUCCUCUGGAAAACAUGAAGGACCAUCAUAACCUGGCAUGCAUUGCAAUUGUAGCUGUUAACAAGAGUUUCCAAGCAGAACCCAGCUGCACUUGUCAAGGACCACAGUAACUAGCAAAGAGUGGUUUCCAUUUCUUCCAUGCACUGAAGUGUCUAUUCCUGCAUGUCCCAUCUUUUAUACUCCUGCCCUCAUUGAGUUAACACAUCACUCUGGUCUAACCAAAGUUACAAAGAGACCUGCCAAUGUAAAUUCAUAAAUCAUUUAAGACCGAGCCACUAGCAAUCUGGCCCCCAAAUCUCAGCAAUUCAGAGGUACCCUUGCUGCCUGAUCUUGUGCAUGCUUACUCAGAUGCCAGUCCCACUGAGUUAAAUGUGGCUUACGCUGAAGUAAGUGUGCCAUAAAGAGCUAACAGAAUUUGCAUUAAGCCAGCCAGAGGUAGGAGGAUGUGCACAGCCUGGUCGGUUUCUCUGCCCUCUGUCCAGUCAGGAUCAGCCUUGUCUUCAUGUUUUGGUGCUCUCUCUCUCCCUCCCUCCCUCCUCCCUUCCCACGCUGUUCCUCUUCCUCCUUGCUGGGUUUUCUUGAAACUGCAAUUUUCUCGCUGAGCACCCAACCCCUCAAACACCCUGUUGUAUUGGGGCUAUUUUGCACAGUGAUGUACAAGAUGCCAGGCCUCGUGUCGGCUUUGGCACAAAAGUUCCUCAUUUGCCUUUUUUUCUUUGGUUGUUUUGCUCUUGUAGGAUAAGAAUAUACUGUAAAUAACCUGUAACUGAAUGGCCUGAAUGAAUCUGGGGGACCAGCCAUGGGGGCUGGGCCCUGUGUCUGUGAAGCGUCAUGCUGGAGGUUUUUUUCUUUUUCUUUUUUGUACUACGUGUGAGUAACUGUGCUGUGCUGACUCAUUUCUGAUUGUAUGAUGUACACCUCCCAGCAGUUGCUAUGGGCCAGUGGGACAGGGUGGGAACAAAAUGCCUUCUAAUAAUAGGAGUUGGCCUCCCUCAUCUCUCUCGCUGCUCGCUCUGCAUUUGCUCAAUACUUUUCACAAAGUUGCAGAGUCCAAUCUAGUAAGGCUGUCACAAUAAGAUUAUACAGCUCAGUGUUUUCUUCUUAGCCACUUUCUCUCUUUGUACUGGUGCUAUCGUAACAGUGUUUGCAGAGCAGAAGAGCACUGCCAAUCAGUUAUAGUUGAGCAGGGUGAAGUGGUAGGUCUUGAUCCCUAUAAGCAGGCUAGGAUAUUGAGUGGGAGGUCCUGCUGGAAUCAGGUUAAUUCACAGUGAAUUGGGGAUGGACACUAAAUAUCCAGGACUUUCCCAUCCCCAUUUAGUUCUUGCUUUCUGCUUUUGUAUGUUUUGGCUUAUGCUCUGUGAAACCUUCAGAGACUGGGUGGUUUAGUUUAUCACAUUGAAUUGUUAAUAACACUAAGUACAUUGCAGGAUGUUGUUAGGUAGAGGAUAGGAACGCCACAACUUUGCACAUUUUAAGUAUAUGACGAUUUGAAAUAAUCCUGUUGAGUUUGAACUUUUGUUUAAUAUGAAACUUUGUACAUGCUUCAGAUGGCUAAAACAUGACCAGUCAUUGCUCCUAGUAGGGUAAGACAUCUUAAAUUCACAUCUUAUCUGUCUCCUACCCUGCCUAUGAGCCAAAUCAUUAAUUAAACCUACACUUUUAUGUAUUGAGUUCAACCCAUUAUUAUAUUUUUCUUCCCAGAGGUAUCAGAUGUGUUACAGUGCAACUUGAUGCAUAUUUACUCAGAAGUAACUGCUGCUGCUGCAUUUGGGCAUGGGAGAAGAGCUUGAGUCCCAGAAAGUACGUUUAGGAUUAAGGAUAAUCUUAUGAGCAGUUCCACCAUGAGGCUGUAUCCUGGACAAAUCUUCCAAAUUAGGCAAAUUGUGACCUGGUCACAAUUCCUAAGACCAGUUUGUCAUUCCAAAAUGAAGUCAAAAACAUAAAUUUUUUGAACCAGAUCAUUUCUAUCCAAAAAGAGGUUUUAAGCCAGUUGUGUUGGGAGCAUUUUUGUAGCCAGAAAUCUUUGUUUCCCUUCAUGCUGAAAUGUCUUUUUGAUGGUUCUAGGCAAAAUGCACAUGACUCUGCAACACAUAUUCCAUUCACACAGCUCACAAAGUAUCUCCAAGCUUUGAGCAUCUCAUGACUUCCACCAUGAUGAACGCUGCUCUGUAAUGUGGAAGGCAGAAGGGUGGGCUUUCACUGGAGUAAAUAGGACCUUAUUUCUAUCAUUGCUAUUACAAAUGCAGACAGGCCCAUUGGUUGCAAGUCCCAGAGAGCAGAAUUUUAAAAUUUUAUUAAAGUGCCUGCUUUUUUGAAAAGAUGCAGUUUUAGAAUAUUAACAGGCUGCCCCAAAAAUAUUGUUCAUUUUUAAGGUGCCACAAGCCUCUCCCCCCCCAAAAAAACCCCAGACAAACAUGGCUACCCUUCUGGGAAUAGUUACAAAAACAUUGUAAACAAUAUUGUUAACCAGAAUCCUGCCAGAAAAGGUGUGUCUUACACUCUGUCAGAAACCUUUUCUUUCAGGAAUGAAAUUCAAAGAAUAAGAGCAGGGGAAACUGCUGGGAAGGCCUGGCUUGUGACUCAUCGUCCAAAUCUCAUGCAGAGGUGGCACAGACAGUAAUGUCUGCUGCAUAGAAAUCAGCACCCGCCCGGCUUAAACAGAGCGAGAGACUGCAUUCACAUUUAACUUUUAAAACCAGCACCUUGAAUUGGGUCUGGAAGCAAAUUGGCAAGCAGUGCAGCCUCCCAACACCCAUUAGUAGAUCUGCCGCAGGAAUCCGCACCAAUUGAAGCUUCUGUGUCAUCUUCAAGGGCAACCCAACAUAGAGUGGCAUUGCUGUAAUAAACCAAGUUGCAGAAGCAUGGAUCAGCAUGGCAAGGUGUGACAUGUCCAGAAAAUGAAAAUGUUUCUUCUGAGCCAAAGAUGGGGGGGAAUAACUCUGACCUGCUUCUGAAGAAGCAGUUCUGGCUUCAGGAGUACCCUCCAGGCUUUUACCUGCUCAGAUAGGGUUAUAGAGAUCCUACAGCCAUUUCCCCUUCCCUGUCCACCUUGUCUCUGGCUUGUCAAUUGUAACCUGUUAUCCACUAUUCCCUUUACUGCACCUUCCAAACUCAAAAGCGUUUGAGCAACAACAAGCCCAUAAAGGAGGGUGCCUUAUAAGACUCCUCUCUGCAAGAUUAUUAUGUGAUCUUUGUGAUCAUUGGCUUAUGGCUAAGGCUGCAACUGGUGCACAUACAUCACUUGAGAAUCUCAUUUCAGUUGGUGGAAUUUACUUCUGAGUAAACGUCAUUGCAAUGCAGGUAUGUUUGUAGUAGAAAACACAAUAUGGCAGUAACAGAACUCAAACAUUUAAGUGGAUAUCUAAAAUGGAGAGGAGAGUGGAACCAGGGAGGAGGGAGAAAGAAUCAGCAUCAGCCUACCAACUUAUCUCUGGUAAGUGUAUUAACAUGGUGGCAUAGGCCUUAGAUUCGUUCCUUAGUUGAGUGAGCUGGCCAACCAACAUACAAAAAAACAUGUGCCCUCUAAACACUACUACAAAAUGAAAACAAGCUGAGGAAUGAUUUUAUUCUGAUUAGAAAUUAUAACUCAGAAUGCUUCAAGCUGGGGACUUGGCAUUGUGACCAAGUCAUACAGACAUUCCAAAUGGGUUGCUCACAACAGGUUAUUAUAACUUACUAGAUUUCCACUGGGAAGGGUAAAUCUGGAUUAAAGGGUGUGUGUGAAAUAAGGACAGACAUAUAGAGGCUAGUGAGUUAUGGAUGCUGCAGAAAAUACCCAUGCAUGAGGAGCACCCAUCCCACAAUAAUCACCCUCCUGGAAGAACCCUGAAGCUAGCACUGUAAAUGACUGAAGGCAAGAACAAUUCCUUGGUAAACCUGAAAAGAUUAAAAGGAAGCGUGCAGGAGCUGGAGCCCGUGGCUGUUGCCAAAAACCAGGGAUUGUCUCUAAUGGAUUUCAGCUGGUCAUAAACAUACGAAGUUGCCUUGGUCCAUCUGCUCUAGUGCAGUUUACUCUGACUGUCAGCAGAUUUCCAGGUUUCACAUGGAGAUCUUUCUCUGUGCCUAGAAUGGAAGCUGACAUCCCGCUACCUGAGCUGUGGCACUUGUUCUCAGCUACAGGACCUUGUGGUUUCAAAUGCAGAGAAACCCAGCUUCCCUCAUUCCACACACCCCUUUUGCAGUCUAGCAUCCAGAUAGAAGCAAGUCUUUUACUGGGCAAGAGCAGAGGAGACCCAGCAGCGGCGCUGUGAGUAAAUUGCACAAAGAACAAUGGGAUGGAUGCCAAAAACCAAGGGUUGGAGUGGAUGUCCUGCAUGCUACUCAGCAGCAAAUGAAGAGGGAGAGGGAAGAGGCCAGACUUUAAUGCUAUUCCAGCUUCAACCUCAUAUUGCAAAAAACGAAAUAAAAAUGGGGAAAUUGGGAAUUUCAUCCAUCUGAUCAUGAAACUCCAAAGGGCAAAGCUGGAUGGUCCCUAGUGGCUCCUUCCCAGGGGCGUUGGUGCUAAGUAGCUGGGGGUUUCAGUCCCAUGGAAAGCUAGAAGGAGGUUGCUGGAACACUGAUAAUUGCACUAAUUCAUCAAUCCAUCGGCAAACGUAGCAUCCCUUCCCCGUCGUCCCUGCCAAAGACGUGUCACCCUUCUGCUUUUGCCAAGUCUCGAAGGUCUUGGCUCGGGGUGAAGCUGGGAUAGCACCAAAGUCUAGGGUCUCCUUGGCUCAUAAGCUACUGCUGACUGGUGGCCCAAACCUUACAAUUUUAGCUUUUUUCUAAUUAAAAAUGCAUUUUUUAAAAAAAUUAAAAAGUGAAAGAAUUCCUGUUUUAGAAGAGCUGUGUACUUGACGGAUUCUGUGUUUCUUAAAUGCAUGGUGUUCCUUCCAGGGGGUUUUAUAGCACUUUUUAAAUUUCUCGGAAGAUUUUUUGGUCCCAGUUUCUAUGCUACCUUCUUUCUCUUUCUCUCUGUCUCUCGCCUUUUGUUUUGGUCUCUUUCUUUUGCGGAAACAGUUCUUUGUAAACCUGCAAUCUGUUUUAUACCUGAUGUAGACAAAAUUGAAAUCAAAAAUUCCAGAUGUUGUACAUAGCUGCGGAAACAAUCACGGGGAACAACUGCCAUCUGGACUGUUUCCAACAUAGACCAUUUGUACUUGUGGUUUUAAAAAAAGAAAAGAAGCCAGGAAAAGGCUUUAAAAGCAAAAUAAAAAUUAAAAAUAAAUUAAUUAAAAAUCAUCAACAAAGUAAAGUAACAGCCCUCUUCACCAACUCAUCUGUCUCUACUAAGCUGCUCAUUCCAUGCAGCAUGUUCCUUCUGGGUCUGUCAGUCUGUCAUAACACCAUUUGAAGUUUAAAUAAAGUGAUCUCCUGUGUU